Toxorhynchites rutilus septentrionalis is the source of this 690-nucleotide messenger RNA. It is a transcript of the gene Srx, whose product is annotated as putative sulfiredoxin. The coding region runs from base 222 to 557 and encodes 111 amino acids. NCBI's taxonomy places the organism in Eukaryota, Metazoa, Arthropoda, Insecta, Diptera, Culicidae. The transcript has 3 exons. The record is from RefSeq and is a predicted model, not a curated record. Gene Ontology annotation, molecular function: sulfiredoxin activity. Gene Ontology annotation, biological process: cellular response to oxidative stress. Gene Ontology annotation, cellular component: cytoplasm.
CAACAGUCUCGUGCGGUGACUGGAACGCGAAUGUUGCUUCGCAAUUGUACUCUUGUUCUCCAAACAGCAGUAGCUUGCAGUCGUGCAAUCACAGGUUUCCAAAUGCAAAUAUUUUGCGGACAGAAAGUCACUCAGUCAGGUUUCGCACUCCACCGCGACGAGAACUUACUGCCUAAGCCGCUACAUCGUUUUUCUCCUCUUUUUCAAAGGGCCCAAACACAAUGAACAGUGUCCAUUCGGCCGGUUUAGCUGAAGUGCACGAGAUGCCGAUGUCGGUCAUCAAUCGUCCCAUACCAUCGGUGCUCGAUAAUAACAAGGUCCAGUCCCUCAUGGAUACCAUCCAGAAUCCCGACCUGGCAGAAAGUGUUCCACCGAUCGAUGUGCUGUGGAUCAAAGGCAGCGAAGGGGGCGACUACUACUACAGCUUUGGGGGAUGUCAUCGUUUCGAGGCGCACAAACAGCUCGGAAAGCGAACCAUCACAGCAAAGCUGGUGAAAUCCUCACUAUCCGAUUUGCAGCACUAUCUUGGGGCAAGCUGCCCCAAGCAGUUGAAGUGAAUGAUUGUGCAUUCCGCUGUUUCAUUGAAUACUUAAACUAAGUCACUAUCUUGUAAGGAAACCGUUAAACUGCUUCAUAUUUUAUAAGUAUCUACAAAAAAUAUAUUUCAAUGUUCAUACUUCUUUCGUGUAA